Molecule: messenger RNA, 582 nt
Organism: Capsicum annuum
Lineage: Eukaryota; Viridiplantae; Streptophyta; Magnoliopsida; Solanales; Solanaceae
Product: secreted RxLR effector protein 161-like
Exons: 1
Coding region: 1-582 (193 amino acids)
Source: RefSeq, a predicted model, not a curated record
AUGGGACUAACCGGAGCAAAACCAUCUUGGACACCAUUAGACUGCAAUUUGAAACUAACCACUACAGAGGUUGAUCAAGCAAUUGGACUUAAAGAUGGUAUAGAAUUAUUAGAUAAGAGUUCUUAUCAAAGAUUGAUCGGAAGAUUGUUGUAUUUGACUUUGACUAGACCAGACAUUGGCUUUGCAGUUCAAACAUUAAGUCAAUUCCUGCAACAUCCCAAAAGAACUCAUAUGGAAGCAACACUCAAAGUUGUAAGAUACAUAAAAAGGAAACCUGCUAUGGAAAUUCUGAUGAGUAGCAGAAAAGAGAACAAGCUAGUGGCAUUCUAUGAUGCAGAUUGGGUAGCAUGUCCGAAUACAAGGAGGUCAGUAAUAGGGUUCUUGAUUAAACAUGGAGAUUCCUUGAUAUUAUGGAGGUCAAAGAAGCAGACAACAAUUUCUAGAAGUUCGGCAGAAUCAGAAUAUAGGAGCAUGGCCUCUACAGUUUCAGAACUAGUGUGGAUUAUUGCUUUGUACAAGGAACUAGGGGAAGAGUUAGAGUUGCCUGUGACUCUUUUUUCUGACAGUAAAGCUGCAUUGUAA